AUGGACACUGUUUGUAGUGAGAGUGGUUCGACUGAAGACUUAAAGUCAAACCAUGUCCUACCGGAAAAAUUUUCUAUCGAAACCGAAAGAGGACCUUUGAGUGCUGGCCUCCGUGAGACAAGAACAAAACAGAUAUUCAAAGUAAUGCAAUAUUUGGGUCUUGUUCAAGGAGAAAGAUGGAGAAAAUUCGGGCUCAUUUUUAUUCUGGUGAUUGUUGUUAUAACAUGGAUGCCACCAACUUUUCUGGCGAUCUGCGUACAGAAAAACCCAAUUAUGUCCUCACCAAGUGGCUUACCGACAAUUUUGUUACUCUUGGGCCUUGCUCUAUCGCAUCAUUUCGGAGCUUAUUACGGGUUCAAGCAUCGUAAAAGACUGAGAAGGAACAUAAGUUUGGCCAUCGAACGAGCGAAUUUCUGCCGAACAUGCCUGAUCGUGAUCGUGACGUUUGUAAUGUUGACUUUGUCGUAUCUCGUUCUUUUAAUCCACUUGUAUGUCACGCAGUCGAUUCGCCCCAUUCCGUGGCUUCAGAUUGGCUUUAUCUAUUUCCUUGGGUAUAUUUACUGCGGUGCAAUAGGUGUAGCAAUGAACUUAGCUUUUAGUGCAUCGUGCACCGCUGUCAAAAUCAGGAUCAUCGACCUCCAGGACAAGUUGAAAAACUGGUCUGAAGGACUUCGAGAGGCUCUUGUCGAGUAUCACGAACUCUGCGAUUUCAUGAACGAAGAAAUCGAAUCAAUCAAAUGGUGGCUAUUGGCUAAUAUCGUCACUUUUAUUGUCAACUGGCUGGUCAAUUUUCAAUUGUGGCAAAUUCUGGGAGACGAAGGUCAAGGUGAUGUGAUGAGGUUAGUGUUUUACAACUGUUCGUGGAGCCAGCCUCUUCCUGCGCCGAAGUUGCUCGUUAUGAACGGACUCAUCACUGGCUGCGAGGUGCUUUUCUCCUGUCUGGUCUUCUUCUUCUUCAUGUCGCCACUCUACUGGGCUGCUACGGUAACCUUGCAGUGCAACAGGUUCCGCGAAUGGGUCAACCGCACUAUAAUACAAACAGAUGAGAGACCUCUCGGGAAUUUCAAUGUCGAGUCGCUAGAUUUCUUCAUCAACCGGGUGCAGAUGGCUAGUUAUUUUGCUUUCAGACUAUUCGGGAUUAAUGUUACUAAGGCGCUUUUAUCGGUGACAGGUUUAAUGACCACUGUGCAGGUUGUACUAGGUAUCGUGACGAAAAAACUGCUACCUUCUUAG
Molecule: messenger RNA, 1233 nt
Organism: Pocillopora meandrina
Lineage: Eukaryota; Metazoa; Cnidaria; Anthozoa; Scleractinia; Pocilloporidae
Source: the annotation of a GenBank genome assembly